AUGAAUCAAAUAAAAGAAAACAAAGAUGAAUCAAAAAAAAUACCCAAGUUUAGUAGUUUUAAAGCACAUCUACGAAAGGCACAGGAUGUUCUACGUAAAAAGUACGAGAAACGGAUAUUAUUAGAUGAGUUAAAACAUAAGGAAUUAUUCAGUGAAGAUGAGAAUAAUGAAAUUAAUCUUUAUGAAACAAAACAUAAAAAGACAAAAACAGAAAAAAACAAACUUUUUAUUAGUGAUUUGUCGGGAGAUAUUAAUAAUGUAAUAUAUGGCAAGAAUGAUCGGUAUUCUAUACCAUACUAUCGAAGAUCAGGAGAUGGGCGUGUUAUUGGAUGUGAAGAACACAUAAGAUUGCGUGUUUGUCCAGAAAAUCCUAAUGAAAUUGUUUUAUUUUCAUUUUUAAACUACAAUAAAUAUCAGAAAGAGAUUAUUUUAGUACCAGAUCAAAACAUUGAAUCAGAAGAAGGAAAUGAAAAAUCUUUACUCUUCAACGAAAUAAAAGACCAAGAAAACUAUAUUCCUUUUGAUAUAAAAACUUCGGAUACUACUAUCACAAAGAAUUCAGAAAUAAAUUUAAACUACGUAGACUCUGACUCUACUCAAAUAAUAAAUGAUGCACAAGAUACAUUGAACAUAUGGAAAGAGGGUGAUCCUCAAUUAGAAAUAAAAGAGCUUUCGAAAAAAAUCGAAGCAUCACCAUUGGAUUAUAAAUUAUGGUUAGAAUUAGUUGAUAAGCAAGAUAAAGCAUUGCAGAUGGAUCAAAAUAAAAAUUCUAAGGCAGAAAAAAUAUCUAUUGGUGAUGUUAAAGUUAAAAUAUUAGAAAAGGCAUUAUCAUAUUCUCCUGAUAACGAAGAUCUUCUUUUAAAAUAUAUUUCUAUAAUAACUUUAAUUUGGGAGCCUAAAAAAGUAGAAGCUAAAUGGGAUGAAAUUUUGAAAAAAACCUUAAGUUUAUCUCUUUGGAAAAAAUACUUAAAUUUUUUUCAAACCAAUUCAAUAUCUUUCGCAUAUAAUAAAUGCCUCGAAAGAUUUCAAAAUAGCCUUCAGACUCUUAAAGAAGCAUCAAAAAACGAAAAAUGCCCUUUAAAAAAAGAAAAUAUAGAAAAAAUCAUAUUAUAUAUUCUUGUUCGUUUAUGGUUUUAUAUGAAAGAAGCAGGAUAUGCAGAAAAUUCUAUUGCUUCUAUUCAAGCAUUAAUUGAAUUUAAUUUUUUUAGACCAGAUACAUUUUCAUAUGAUACUUGCUACACUGAUUAUUUACGAGAAUUUGAAGAGUUUUGGGAAAUGGAAACUCCUAGAUUUGGAGAAAAUGAAGCCAAAGGAUGGAAAAACUAUUAUAAUACUUCUCAAAAUAUAAUUUUACCUAAAAACGAUUCUAUCUUAUUUUCUAAUGAUGAAAAUAUAUACGAAAACAUUGAAGAUAAAUAUGUUUUAUGGUGUAAACAAGAAAUAUAUAAAAGUUUGUCGAUGAAUCCAAAAAAGUCGACUGAUACAAGUGACAAAAAUGACCCAUAUUCAGUAAUUUUAUUUUCUGAUAUCGAACAAUUACUAUACUUUUUUACAUCGGAUAAAAUACGUUUAAAUUUAAUUUAUUUUUCUCUUCACUUUUUAGGAUUCUCACUAUAUAGAAUGAACAAAACAUCUAGUGACCCACUUCUUUUGGAUUCAUUUGUACAUGAUUUUUCAUUCAUUAAUUCAUUCGAUUGGCUCUGGUUAAACAAUUAUAGAUCAUCCGAAUUAUCUAACGAAAAUACUACUAAUUCUAAUUAUAUACUAAAACGUUCAGGAAACCCUAUACAAUUUAAAUUAAAAAACUGGCCAAUAACUAUCGAUACUCUUUUUUCAAUAGAUAAAACCUGGUAUCAAAAUUUUAAUUUUGAAGAAUUUCAAAAAGAUUUUAUAAAAAGAUAUUUUGAACAAUUAGAAAAUAUAGUAAAUGAUGAUACAUUUUCAAUAUUGCAUCUUUUAUUUCAAAACUAUUAUUCUCCAUCAGAGCAACCAUCAAAUAUAAAAUUAUGGUGUGCAUAUGCUCAACUAGAAUAUCUUAAUGGAAAUAUACAAGAAACGAGAAAAAUUUUCUUAAAUGUAUUAGAAAAUAUUAAACCAGAUCAUACUGAAAAAUUUCAUGAUUAUGUUGUCGCUUAUAAAUUAUGGGCAGAAAUAGAAAUGAAAAAUAAUGAAAUUAACAAUUCAAUAAAAAUACUUAUUUCUAUGGUAGAGAAUGAAGUAAACAUUAAAACUAUAUUGUCUAAUAAUGGAAAAACAUACUCAAAUUCUAUAUUAUUAAAAGCUCAAAAGUCUUUUCAACAUUUAAAUAGAUUGGCUUUAUCUUUUAAAAAUUAUAAAAUGCUCCGUUUAUAUACAGAAUGUUAUGCAUUGCUAAUUUAUUUAGUUAAAUCACUAGACAGUGCAUUAAAAGUAUAUUGUCAAGCAAAAAAUGAUUUUAAUGAUUAUACUAAUUCAGAUUCUAUUGAAUAUGAGCAACUUUUAAUUUCAGAACUGAAAUUACUUUAUUAUUCUUCACAAACAGUUAAAACAUUUAAAAUUUCAAUUAUUCAAAAUAGAGUAGAAAAUGCGUUAUCUAAAUUUCCUAACAAUUGUAUAUUUUUGUCAAUAUUUUUAUGGGUAGAAGCAAAAUCAUUACUCAAAACAAAAAUUUAUCAUUAUUUUGAAAAAAAUAUAUUUAAAGCCGAAGAACCUUCUUUUAUUGUUUUCCUUUCUGCAAUCUGGGCAGAACUAUAUAUUAAUCCUUAUAAAAUUAACAUGUAUCCAAUAAGAAAUUUAUUUGAAAGAGCAGUAGAAAAUCAAGCAACAAGAUCCGAUUUAAUAAUAUGGAGAUUAUAUAUUCAAUUCGAAAUACAGUACGGAACAUUAGAUAAAGGAAAAGCAAUUUUUUAUAGAGCGAUUAGAGAUUGUCCAUGGUCAAAAAAUCUCAUGUUUUUUGCAUUUAAGGAUUUACGAUCACAGUUUAAUUCAGAAGAGUUAACAAAACUCUAUAAUACUAUGAUUGAAAGAGAAUUUAGAAUUUUUGUAGAUUUAGAAAUUACAGAAAAUAACCAAGAAAUGACUCAUUCCCCCUUAAUAAAGCUCCCGCAGGACAUAAGCAGUGAUGAAACAAUCUAG
This is a messenger RNA of Pneumocystis jirovecii RU7, 3114 nucleotides long. RefSeq lists its product as uncharacterized. Bases 1 to 3114 code for a protein of 1037 amino acids. Gene Ontology annotation, molecular function: protein binding. The record is from RefSeq and is a predicted model, not a curated record. The transcript has 9 exons. Gene Ontology annotation, biological process: negative regulation of RNA catabolic process; regulatory ncRNA-mediated post-transcriptional gene silencing. NCBI's taxonomy places the organism in Eukaryota, Fungi, Ascomycota, Pneumocystomycetes, Pneumocystales, Pneumocystaceae. Gene Ontology annotation, cellular component: catalytic step 2 spliceosome.